GAGGCCGAAAAGGACUUCGUGUCUGACGUCGAGUUACCUCCUGGUGAUAAUGCCGUACGACCGGCGUCUAAUGUGGACGACAAUUUGGCAUCAUUCGCAGGGCUUUCCCUGUAUUCCCCAUCCACGCCACCCCAAAAUUAUAUAGACACCAAUAUGGCUGAACCAGAAAAUGAGAACGAGGGGGAGGAGGAGGAGGAAGAGGAGGAGGAGGAGGAGUCCCUUGCAUUCUUCUCCAUUUUCGCCCCAUCCGAGCCUCGCGAGCAAGCACGCCUCACCAGUCUUUCAAACCUGAGUGCCCUCCGCCUCCUCAAUGGCGUUUCUAUCCGUUCUGCGCCGUCUGUCCCUACUGGGACGAAGCGCAUCAAACCCGGAAAUCGCCUCGUCGACCUCGAUGGCCUCCAAGAGAUUUACACCGGCAAGAUGCUAUGGAUAUACGAUACCCGAUCAAACGAAGACCAGUGCGUGCGCCUUGUGAGCCAACAGGGCUCCAACUUGUAUGGCACUGCUACUGCCGAUAGCUGGCGUGCGCGUGCUUCGCAUAUCACUGAACUCCAAGUCAAUCUUGCAUCCGGAGCAAUGAAAAUUGAUUUUGGGGGACUUGACCGCUGGGAUUACUCCGAACGAAAGCGAAAUCUGGAGGAGGGUUCCAAGUCUAUGGUCUUCUGAUCCGAUAAAAUACAAGCUGGAGAGUUGAAUUUGCUACGAUGCCGAAUUCAGCUUGUACCUUCUUGGUAAUCUUGAUGAUAUGACUCGGAAGAUUC
This is a messenger RNA of Heterobasidion irregulare TC 32-1, 761 nucleotides long. RefSeq lists its product as uncharacterized. The transcript has 2 exons. The coding region runs from base 154 to 666 and encodes 170 amino acids. Lineage: Eukaryota; Fungi; Basidiomycota; Agaricomycetes; Russulales; Bondarzewiaceae. The record is from RefSeq and is a predicted model, not a curated record.